ACACCCACUCUCCCUCCCACCUUGAAAACCCUCCCACUCAAAACAAACAAACAAACAAACAAAAGAAAGAAAAAAAAGCUUGAGAGAGCUCGAUCAACAAUCAACAAUCAACAAUCAACAAUCAACAAUGGAGCUCGCCUUCUCAUCCAUGGCGCUACCCUUCCUCGUCUGCGCCAUCGCUCUCCUCCUUCUCUACGAGCAACUCUCCUACCUUCGCAAGAAAGGUCCUCUCCCAGGUCCCACCCUCGUCUUCCCCUUCUUCGGCAACGUCCUCCCCAUGAUCCUCAACCCUACCCUCUUCUGGCGCAACCAAGCCCUCGCCGCCUUCUCCUCCGGCCUCUCAUCCAACUACCUUCUCGGUCGCUUCAUCCUCUUCAUCCGCUCCACCGAUCUCUCUCACCUCAUCUUCUCCAACGUUCGCCCCGAUGCCUUCCACCUCAUCGGCCACCCUUUCGGCAAAAAGCUCUUCGGCGAUGAUAACCUAAUCUACAUGUUCGGCGAUGCUCACAAAUCCCUCCGCCGUCGCAUCGCCCCCAAUUUCACCCACCGCGCUCUCUCAACCUAUCUUCAUCUUCAGCAAUCCGUCAUUCUCUCUCAUUUCUCUCUCUGGCUCUCCCAAUCCAACCCUCAAAUCCCCAUUAAACUCCGCCUUCUCUGCCGCGAUCUCAAUCUCGCCACCUCCCAGACCGUCUUCGCCGGCCCUUACCUCUCCGAUGAUUCCCGCCGUCGAUUCAACACCGAUUACAACCUCUUCAACAUUGGUCUCAUGGCUCUCCCCUUCGAUCUCCCUGGCUUCGCCUUCCGCCGGGCUCGUCUAGCCGUCCGCCGCCUCGUCUCCACUCUCUCCUCCUGCGUCUCAGCCAGCAAGACCCGCAUGCUCGCCGGCGCCGAGCCAUCCUGCCUCGUUGACUUCUGGAUGCAAGACGAGAUCCACGAGCCGGCGCCGGCGACCGAGGACGAGAUCGGCGGCUACUUGUUCGACUUCUUGUUCGCCGCCCAAGACGCUUCCACGUCAUCACUUCUUUGGGCCGUCGUCUUGCUGGAUUCCCACCCUGACGUAUUGGGCCGGGUUCGGGCCGAGGUCUCCUCAAUUUGGGACCCAUUAACUCGUGAACCGAUCUCACCCGACAUGAUCCGCGAGUUCAAGUACACCGAAUCGGUGGCUCGCGAGGUGGUCCGGUUCAGACCACCCGCGACGAUGGUGCCACACAUCGCUGGCAAGGAUUUCAAGCUGACCGAGAACUACGUUGUUCCUAAAGGAACCAUCGUGUUCCCGUCCGUUUUCGAGUCGAGUUUUCAAGGGUUCACUGAACCGGACCGGUUCGACCCGGACCGGUUCGGGGAGGGGAGGGAGGAGGACCAGGUUUUUAAACGCAAUUUCUUGGCUUUCGGGGCCGGGCCCCACCAGUGUGUGGGCCAGCGCUAUGCCCUGAAUCAUCUCGUGCUCUUCAUCGCGCUUUUCGUCUCGCUCGUUGAUUUCCGACGCCACCGAACGGACGGCUGCGAUGAUAUCGCUUACGUGCCCACCAUUGUCCCUAAGGAUGACUGCCAGGUGUACAUCUCUCCACGGUUUCCCGGUUUCUCCUUCUCCUCCUCCUCCUCCUCGUAAUUUUUAUUUAUAAUAUUUUUUUAAAAAAAAUUUUUUUGCGAUUUUAUUAAUGAAUUGUUUUGGAGUGGAUUUUGGUGAGUGAUUGAAGGGUUGGGUGAUGAAUAAUGAAUGAUAACUAGGGUUGGUAGUGGUGGUGGUCUUGGUCUAGGUAAAAGGGGGGAAGGGGAUGGUAUUUCGUCUUCUUGGAGUUUCUAUUUUGGAUGGGUUUGGUGUCGUAUAGUUUGUGCAUGCAUGUUCCUUUUGUAUUUCAUUUUCUUUUCUUUUAUUUAUUUAUAUAUUUAUUUUUA
Molecule: messenger RNA, 1896 nt
Organism: Dioscorea cayenensis subsp. rotundata (Guinea yam)
Lineage: Eukaryota; Viridiplantae; Streptophyta; Magnoliopsida; Dioscoreales; Dioscoreaceae
Product: cytochrome P450 710A11-like
Exons: 1
Coding region: 128-1609 (493 amino acids)
Biological process (GO): sterol metabolic process
Molecular function (GO): monooxygenase activity; iron ion binding; heme binding
Source: RefSeq, a predicted model, not a curated record